CUAACACUGAAAAAACAGGGUGAAGAGCUUCCGUCAGACACCUUUCUCCAGCGAAGGAGAUGGCUGGCCUGUGCUGGGUGGUGGUGGGGCUGGCCGUCUUCCUGUCUGCUGAAAACUGUUUGGCUGCUGUGGACCAGAAUAAACUUGCAAGAAUUGUAGAUGCCAUCUUGAAAGAGUAUGGAAGACAUGCCAUGUUCAGUCUGGCUAUAAGGAUCCCAGACAAUCAGAACCAGAACAUUAACCAAAUCCUUAAGCAAGUCUUCAAAAGUGACCCUGGUAAUGAUGUAAAGAAGAAGAUCAACAAUGGUGAGGUGUACAUUGGCAGCAGGGUGAUUGCAGCUAAAGUUCUCAAACGGUCCAAAGGAAGCACAGAUAAUGCAGAGUCACGUGUUGUGGACCACUUGUACCACUUCACCAACCGUUGCAAUCCUAACACGAAGGAUAUGUUGCUUUUCUAUGUUUACUCCUCCCCAUGUGUCGAACAACGUUCAAAUCGCCAUAACAUCCUCCGAAGAAUAAAAAACAUUCAGCGCUGGAAUAGUUUUGCUGUUGUCUUUUCUGGGAUAUACAGACCCAGAGAUGGUCUGCCCAGUACUGAUCAACAACGACGUGGAGCCCUUCAGCUGCUUGGGAUGUCAAUUGGCCUGAACAACAUAUUCCGAUGUCACGGACCUUGUGGUCGGAUGAAGUGCUCAUGCUGCUCCUGUGGUACUCAAGUUGUAGACUAUUGUGUUUUAGAUGACACAAAACUAUCCACUGCAUCUAUACAGCCUAAUGGAAGCAAUAGAAAGAAUAAUUUCGGUCAGGGUGGCAGUGGAAAAGGAGUGGGAAUGGGCAGGCCCAGAUGGGGAAUAGGCAUAAUAGUGAACAGGCCCAGAUGGGGACAAGGAAGACGAGCAGGCUGGCCCAGAUGGAGAAUACGCGGAAGAUUGACAUGGCCCAAAUGGAGAAUACGUAGAAGAAUAAGCUGGCCCAAAUGGAGAAUACGCAUAAAAGUGAGAAGGCCCAAAUGGAAAAUAAGCAGAAGAGUGUGCUGGCCCAGAUGGAGAAUACGUAGAAGAAAGAGUGAGCUGGCCCAGGUGGAGAAUACGCAGAGUUUGCAGGCCCAAAUGGAGAAUACGCAUAAAAGUGAGAAGGCCCAGGUGGAGAAUACGCAGAGUUUGCAAGCCCAGAUGGAGAAUACGCAUAAAAGUGAGAAGGCCCAGGUGGAGAAUACGUAA
Molecule: messenger RNA, 1220 nt
Organism: Scomber scombrus (Atlantic mackerel)
Lineage: Eukaryota; Metazoa; Chordata; Actinopteri; Scombriformes; Scombridae
Exons: 4
Coding region: 60-1220 (386 amino acids)
Source: RefSeq, a predicted model, not a curated record